CCCCAACCCACGGGGGCCCUCUAGUGCUCUUUAAGAAAAUGGAACUUUUUUAAUAACAAAUUCUAGUCGCUUUUCAGUAGCACUAGCAGCAACACAAAAAAUAUUGCGCCGUAGUUUAAGUCCAGAAAUAUAUAUUUAAGACAGAUUACGGGGGGUCGUAGGCAGCUUUCUCGGGGGUCGUCGCCAGCCGGUUCAUUCACAAACAUCACGUGUGUCCCGCCUGUAACCGGCAGAAUCGUGUUUGGAUGAAACCGUCACGCCGUCAUCUCUAGGAAACGAGUGACUCUGCCUGUGCUUGAGGUCUCAGCAGUCUGGCGUUGUGGAUGGUUUGUCUACCUCUAAUCCAAACCAAAAGAGAUUCUGUUGGCUCAGAGCCUGUGAACGAGAGCCUAAAGCAAGCCGAGUAAAGGUGCACGCACAGAGUUGAAUAAAAUGGGGGCUGUGAUCCCAAUGCGCCUUUCUGGAAUAUGGCAGUGUUUUCUGUGGCCAUGCCGGAUGUGAAAGCCCCACAAUGUGAUUACUCCCCAGCAGGCUCUCCUGCAGGCUGCAGCAUGGACCUGUCCGUUCUCAGCUCCCCACUGUCUGCUUACCCUCAUCAUGGCGUGCCCCCCUUCCCAGCCCAGGAUGUAGCUCCGGGCCACUGCAACAACAACAAUGGCCUGCUCAGCAACCUGGGGGUCUACUGCUCCACCAGCAGUAUGCAUCCCCUUAAACAGCCUGAUGGCCAGUCUGGCUACGGGGCGAUGCGCUUUACACAGGGCUGCGUGAACACCGGUGGCACCCGGCUUUACCGCAGCCUGGAAAACCUGCACUGGGCUGCCGUGUCAGAUCCCAAUGCAUAUCCUUACAGAAUUGUGGACAGUGAGUUAAUACUUCACUGCACUUCAAGCAGCCACUGGUACGACGGACCUCCUCAGGAACCACAGGUUUACGGCUUAAUGCCUUCCCAUGACGGCAUGGCGAUCUAUGGCCGCCGAGGAGUGGUGAGGAAGGAUAUACCGCUCUUCCCACAAUGGCUUUUACCUGCGGUUGAGGACUGGAGCAUGAACGGAAAUGCUCGGAAGGGUCUUCGAGACAAGCUGCGGCUCCAGAGCACACGUGUGAUGGAGCCUCACAAGCCCUUGCGUCCUGUGCUUGGUAAUGCACCUUCUCCGCUGUAUCCAUGUGAUCAGGAUGUAGCGGUUCGGCCAUCAUUGCACAGGAAUGGACAGCAGGAGUUAAGUGCCCGUCGGAUCACCAGUCCCGAGGAGAUCAAACAGGAAGCACUCCGACGGCUGCAGCUCCGAAGGCAACGAAGCACCCCUAACUUGGCACUGAACUCUAGACAGGAGUCUAGUACCAUGAGUAAAGCUCAUACGGCAGAUCCCAUCUGCACUAACUCCACCCAGUCAACCCCUGAGAGGAAAAGACCCCCGAUAGGCCGCUUGCACAUACCUACAUUUGAGGAGUUUAAGAGAAUGAGACAAAAGGAGGCCAUUAAAAACCACAGGUCCUCUGAAAUGGAGAGUAACGACAAGCAUAGAGAGGAAAGAAUACAGACAGAGGAAAUGCAAUGUGCUGAAAGGAGAGACAUUGACAUCAACACAGCUCUGGAUUCGAACCACUGCGAAGCGGAGAUGUCUGAGCCCAGUUCCACCGCAGAGGUCCCAGGAGGACCCAUCUGCACAGGCCCAGUGGCUCGCUCUCCAUUACACCCUCAAGCUGCUACAGGAAGAGGCAAGGAGACAAAGGGCCCAGCAGGCCCUGGGGCCACAGAUGUAGCUGUUCUCCCCUUCCCGCCCCGCAGGGAGAGUGGUGAUGGCCCAUCCAGCUGCUGCCCGGCAAUCCUUCUGGACGGAACAGACCUUUCCAGCUAUGGAGCCAAAAUCUACAAAAUGAGGGAUGGCUUACUGGGAUCUGCCCUGGACCUUAUUAAAAAAAGCUGCAGUGCAGAGAUUGCAGCCGAGACUUCCGUGCGAUUGUCGCGUGAGCAGAAUGACGUCACUGACAUCACCGCUCCCCAGCCCAGCCAUCAGUCUGCCCACGUUGCCAUGACAACAUCGGCCUGCGGAGAGGAGGCUUGCACCGAGCCCGUGGGACAACGGGGCAAAGCGGCGACAGAAUGCCAGGUUUCUGGGGCGGGCUGCAGACGCUCCAGCUCGGACGCGGCCUAUGAGCUGGCUGAGUCAGUGAGGGCCCAGCGUGAGUGUCGUCUGAGGCCCCACUACAGCGAUCCCAUGCCUGCAGACGCCACCAAGCGUAAGCAGCUGGAGAUGAAGAUCGCUGCUGCGGCACGCUUGCACAUUCACCGCAGAGACAGGGACAGUGUGCCAGGCUCAGCCAGGGGCCGCUCGGAGCCCAGAGGUGAGGAGAGGAGCAGGGGCCUGGGUGUGAGGCGCUCAGCACAGCACCGCUGGAGUACCAUCAGCAGCCUGAGCGCAGACAGUGGUGUCGUAGGCUUGAAUGAUGAGCGUGAAGAUGAGGAAGAGCCUCGUCGCAUCCGCCACAGUGCCGGAGCCGAGGUAGAACGUGUGGACAGCGGCAUCGGCCCUGGAUUGGCUCGGGGCUGGAGGAGACCCUUGCCGUCCCUCAGGGCCUGGGACGCUCAGCAGACCUGUCCCGACUGUGGACACAAAGAGGGGGCCCGCGAGGAAGGCAUGUGUGAACGCUGCUCCAAGCUACGCACAGAGCGCAAAGAGGCCAUCCUAGAGUUUCUCAACACUGAGUCGAGUUAUGGAGAGGACCUGCGCAUCAUCAAGGAAGAGUUUUACUGCCCCAUGCAGAGUGCAGGGCUGCUCACUGCAGAGCAGCUGGCCGUGGUCUUCAGCAAUGUUCAAGAGCUCAUUGAUGUCAACGACAAGUUCACAGAGCACCUGCAGGACAGCAUCGAUCAGGCUUUUGAUCAGGGCGAUGAGGACCUGCAGAGUGUGUGCAUUGGGGAAAUCUUCUUGGAGUUUGUCAACAUGCUUCCAGCGUUUCAGACCUACUGCCUGCAGCAGUCCACAUCUGUCAACAUGCUCAACACACUGGAGAAAGAAAAAGAGCUUCUUAGGAUAUUCCUCGACGUGUCCCAGAAUGACAACACAGCACUCAGACGCAUGAACCUGCGCUCUUUCCUCAUGGCGCCGCUUCAGCGGGUGACCAAGUACCCAUUACUGUUAAGUCGCAUUAGCAAGGUCACCAACGAAUGUCACCCAGACUACUCCCGCUUAAAAGAGGCCAAGAGCCGCGUGGAGUCCCAUCUAGAGCACAUCAACAUGAAGACCAAACAGGAGGGAACCGCCACAUGGUCCUUGCGCUCUUUCCGACGCGACAGUCGCAAGAACCGAGAAGUCAUUAACAUUGAGAUGAGAGAGCUGUCGAUGAAGACGGUGGGCUGGACACGAGAGAGCACACGCUUCAUCAUGGAGGGGCCACUUCAACUGGCGCAGCCCGCCGAUGGCCAGUGGCUUAAGAAGGGGAGCAAAUCCCUCAAAUUCCAGAACAUUCAGAGUUUACUCAUGGUCCGCACCCUGCGCAAUACAGACACGGUGACUGAAGGGAGUCUGGAGACCUUAGAGACGGUGCAGGACGGUGUACUGGUGCUCAUCAAGGACAAGAGCAGCGGGAAGUUCACUGUGUUACGGGAGCCAAUCCAUCUGGCAAACUGCGUGGUAUCCGCCGACGCCGACUGUGAAGACACCUUCGAGGUGCUGGACAUCCGACGCGAGGCCUUAGUUUUCCGUGCGUCCGACAAACCUCGCACUCAGCAAUGGUUUCGUCAGAUCAAGAGAUACGCUUGUGAUUUGGGAUCCUGGAGAAAGAGACGCAACGCACUCCCUAAUAUCAUGAUUAACACGACCCAGAGCCGGUCUUGAGACUGAGCCCUCAGCAACACAUCCCUUCCCAGUAUAACUUUGAUGUAAAUAAUUGAAAAAAAAUUUUAAUCAAUAUUUUGUUGAGCAAACAGUAUUUGUGUGGGGGAACCGUAUCUAAGU
This is a messenger RNA of Carassius gibelio (silver crucian carp), 3956 nucleotides long. RefSeq lists its product as uncharacterized. The coding region runs from base 468 to 3836 and encodes 1122 amino acids. Gene Ontology annotation, molecular function: guanyl-nucleotide exchange factor activity. NCBI's taxonomy places the organism in Eukaryota, Metazoa, Chordata, Actinopteri, Cypriniformes, Cyprinidae. The record is from RefSeq and is a predicted model, not a curated record. The transcript has 9 exons. Gene Ontology annotation, biological process: positive regulation of Rho protein signal transduction.